AUGACCCGUGGAAAUCAGCGUGAACUUGCUCGUGCCAAGAACUUGAAGAAGCAACAAAAGCAAGGCAAGGGUAAACAAGAUCUCAAAGGCAUGUCCAUUACCCAAAAGAAAGAAAGUGAUGCUGCCAUUAUGCGUGCCAAACAAGAAGCUGCGGCAGCCAAAAAGGAAGAAACAGCAGCAGCAGGGAAGAAAUAG
Molecule: messenger RNA, 195 nt
Organism: Zychaea mexicana
Lineage: Eukaryota; Fungi; Mucoromycota; Mucoromycetes; Mucorales; Lichtheimiaceae
Exons: 3
Coding region: 1-195 (64 amino acids)
Source: RefSeq, a predicted model, not a curated record